Molecule: messenger RNA, 504 nt
Organism: Peronospora matthiolae
Lineage: Eukaryota; Oomycota; Peronosporomycetes; Peronosporales; Peronosporaceae
Source: the annotation of a GenBank genome assembly
AUGGUCUUCAAAGCCAAUACAGAUCGAGAGGAAGAAGAAGUUGAAGCAUACACGGGCCUGUUAGUGGAUCAUCCUGCGUAUGAGAAACCUACCCGAAUCUUAACACGACCGAAACGGAAAUCAGACGACGUCAAGCAAUCUGUGGAGAUCACUUCGCUGUCUGAAUCUAAUGGUAGCACUAGUGAUGGGUCGCAGGACGUGUUUACGGAUGUUAAGAUAAACGAAGACAAGGAUAGUGAAUCGACGAUGAUAUCGGGCGCGGUCAACGCAGUGCGAAAGACGCCAGCACAAUCGGGUGAAGUAGACGUGGUUGUAGACGAGGCGAAAACUCAGAAAGACAACCAUGAGAUUACUGAUUUGCUACAAGGACAGUCCAACUAUCAUCCAGACGAGAUCAAGGUCGAAGAUCAGGAAGUGCACGGCCGGUUUACACGACUAGACGAAGACGCAGAAGCUGUUAGUAUCGACAACGAAGCGACGAAAGACAACAUACCAAAUGAUUAA